This is a messenger RNA of Saccoglossus kowalevskii, 2655 nucleotides long. RefSeq names its product microprocessor complex subunit DGCR8-like. NCBI's taxonomy places the organism in Eukaryota, Metazoa, Hemichordata, Enteropneusta, Harrimaniidae. The record is from RefSeq and is a predicted model, not a curated record. Gene Ontology annotation, cellular component: microprocessor complex. Gene Ontology annotation, molecular function: identical protein binding; primary miRNA binding; double-stranded RNA binding. Gene Ontology annotation, biological process: primary miRNA processing.
GCGGUCAACGCCAAGAUUUAACUAACCAAAUAUAGUAGCAAAAGAUAGCUCACCUAAAAUUCACAGACAUAUAUAUAUAUAAAUAGCUGUCAAACCUCUGUCCCCAUAUGUUGCAGUCAGUGUUGUUCGUAAAAGACUCCAACGAUGUAUGAACCAGUCAAUUCAGAACUAACCAGGUGAAAGUAACCUAAUAUGGCUGAUAAAGAAUCAGUAGUUGUCUCGUCCACUAUUUCUCUAUCUCCACCGCUACCCCAGCCUCAGUCCAGUAAAAAUGCAAUAAUGGCUGAUAGCUCUGGUAGUGAUGGUAAUGAACAAAGCCAAAGUACUGAGAAUUGGCAUCCAAAGUUAGAUGAAAAUUUUGAUCUGGAGACUGUUUCAUUGAAUCCGUAUCAGACCAUAGACAGUCUUGACAACUCUGAACACUCGUCUCUCGAAACCUCUAUACAUGAUUUGACUGAGAACAUCGGAGAUAUCAACCAUCAUCAUCUCUGGGCUGAAGAACAGGGCAGGUCUGAAGAGAAUUCAGUAGAUGAUUUUGUAUCAGUUAGAUCUCUAUUCACUAAUAUCACUGAUUUUGAGGAAAACCCGCUCACCCUAAACAUGGACGUAGUGUCGGCAGAAAAAAUGAAUCACCCUGGAGAUGGUAUCUUCAAAGGACAUCCUCAGAAACGAAAAGUAGAUAGUGAUUCUAAAAACAUGUUGGAUAAGGAUGUUAUUGUGACAAGUGUUGCGAGGCAAAAUAUUAAAACUGUUGAACAAGAUAUGAGCAGCAAAUCUGAUUUCCCUGAAAGGCAGUGGAAGAAGCAAAAAGUUGAUUCUGAUUUUGGCAAAACUGAAUUAUCGCAAAUAAAGAUUAGUUUUAAAACUGAAAUGGAAAAACUUGGCAACCGAGAAGUAUUCUUUCAUGGAAACCAUGGAAGUGCAGGACAGGGGGCAAAUAAAUUAGCAGCCGAGAAUGAUGCAGGAACAGCAAAACCUGAUGAAAAUGAACAAGAAGAUGGAGAAUUAGAAUUUGACAUUGUUGAUGAGAUCGAAGAUGAGCCAAUAGACAGAGGAGAAGAUGAGGUAAUCAUGGCAACAGAUGAGGAAGAUAAUGAUAGUUUCACUGAAGAAAUUGAUGCAAUGUUGGACGAAGGAAUGUCUUUUUAUAAUAAAGAGAAAAGAAAUCGAAAGAAAGCUAAUUUCACUGAGAACUAUGAUGAUUCAAGAGAUUCUGAUACACCUGAAGGACUGAUUGGCAUAACACACAAGACAGUACUGAAAGCAAGAGGGCGUGCACCACUAGAACCUCUACCAGAAGGUUGGGUUGUGAUAACGCAUGGAUCUGGUAUGCCGUUAUAUUUACAUAGAUCUUCUAGAGUUGUGACCUGGUCAAGACCUUAUUUUCUUGGUAUUGGAAGUGCAAGGAAACACAAAGUUCCAGUUUUGAGUAUUCCAUGUAUGCACUACAAGCGAGAGACAGAGAAAAAUGAUGUUUUGGCAACUGAAGAAAAUGCAGAAGAUGCAACAAACUCUAGUAGCUGCACUGAAAUCACACAACCACCUCUAGAGGGCAGUAUACCACAGGGUGCAGAUGAAACGAAAGAUGAGAUGAAAUCUAAAAUAGAAGUGUGUAAAGAUGAAUCUGUCACAAUGGAAGAAUUUGGAGAGUAUGUUGGGAAGCUGUUUGAAUUUGAAAAUAUAUCAAUAAAGAAAUUCAACUCGUGGUCUGCCAGAAGAAAACACAACAGAGAACAGAGAAGAAAACGAGCUACUGAACGUCCACAGUUCCCUGGAAUUUCAAAUGUGGUGUCCUUGAAAUUACCUGAAAAUGGUCCAACGCACAAAGGAAAAAAAGAAAUUACUCUGAAUCUUCAUAAUAAAACUAAUGUGUGUCUCCUACAUGAAUACUCCCAAAGAGUUUUAAAAGCACAUCCUAAGUAUAUAUUUAAUGAAAAUGAGAACGCUAGUGCUCCAUUCCAGGCAGUCAUUGAAAUCAACAAUGUAAAGUAUGGUUCAGGAUUUGCUAGCAAUAAAAAACUUGCCAAAGAAGAAGCAGCCAAGAGUACAUUAGAAAUUUUAGUUCCUGAAUUGAUUGCUCAAAAAGAGGAGCAGAAAUCGGAGCCUAACAAUUUAGAGUACUUCGAUCACAUUGCAAUAGAAGAUUCUAGAGUUUAUGAUUUAUGUCACAAAGCGGGACAGCUGUCACCAUGGCAGAUAUUACAAGAGUGCCUUAAAAGAAACCAUGGUAUGGGAGAUACAAGUGUUAAGUUUGAUGUGAAAGUCAGUAAAAAUCAGAAAAGUGAAUAUACCAUGACAUGUGGCAAACAUGUAGCUAUGGGUUUUUGCAAGAACAAAAUAAUUGGCAAACAAUUGGCAUCCCAGACUAUACUACAGGNACUGCACCCUCAGAUACAUUGCUGGGGUUCUUUAAUUAGAAUGUAUGGGAAAGGGGUAUGUCUGUUGGAUAAAGAGAAACAACAAGCUGAGCAGAGUGUAAUGGAACUGCAGCAGCAUGGCAAGAAAAACAGACCUAAUCUUCAUAUAUUGGCAAAAUUGCAAGAAGAGAUGAGAAAAAUGUAUUCAGAGGAGCAGGAUAAGAAAAAGAAAGUCAAGAAAUUCCAUCCAGGUAAUAUCGAGAAGCCUUCCACAGCACUUUGUACAUUAGAUGUCUGA